This is a messenger RNA of Dryobates pubescens (Downy woodpecker), 2229 nucleotides long. It is a transcript of the gene WDR54, whose product is annotated as WD repeat domain 54. The record is from RefSeq and is a predicted model, not a curated record. NCBI's taxonomy places the organism in Eukaryota, Metazoa, Chordata, Aves, Piciformes, Picidae. Bases 28 to 1053 code for a protein of 341 amino acids. The transcript has 10 exons. Gene Ontology annotation, molecular function: protein binding.
ACGUCAUCGCCGAGCGACGCCGUCUCCAUGGCUGCGGCCGACACAGAGAUGUACCGGAAGGAGCCGAGCGUCCCGCUGCGGAGCAGCAGCGCCGCUCUGUACAACAACCUGAGCGUGCUGCGGGCGGGCGGCCGGCCGCUCACCUGCUUCGGGGCUGUGCACGGGCCCAGCCUCAGCCUGGUCACUGCCGACGGGCUCGGCUUCACCCACCGGCAGCUACCGGCCAAGGAGGCGGGCACGACCCUCAGCACCUCGCUCCUCACCCAGGCUGCAUGGUGUGUCCUGCCAUCACGGGUCCUGCUGGUGCUGACCUCUCAGAAAGGGAUCCAGAUGUACGAGUCUGAUGGCUCCAUCAUGGUUUAUUGGCACGCGCUGGACGUCGGAGAGCAUCCUCCAGCACAAGCAGUGUUUGCUCGAGGGAUCUCUGCAGCUGGAGGACACUUCAUCUGCGUGGGGACCUCCUCUGGGUCGGUGCUCGUGUUUGACAUCCCCCCAAAAGGGACAAACGUCACAGUGAGCGAGGUCCUGGAGGAGCACCGCGACGCCAUCACCGACAUCGCCUCGGAGCUGGGCCAGGCUCCGGCUGGAGCUGGCGAUGUGGUGACUGCUGAUGACGCUGGCACCCUCUGUGUCUGGAGCUCUGGGGAGGAGUUCACCUUGCUCAGCAAGAUCCUGGCCUUUGGCUGCUCCUGCUCCUCUGUGAAGCUGUGGCAGGGGAUCGUGGCUGCGGGCUACGGGAACGGGCAGAUCCGGCUGUACGAGGCAGCCAGCGGCGUCCUGCGCGCAGAGGUCAACGCUCACGCCCGCUGGAUCUACGCCCUGGACCUGGCACCACAGACAGGAAAGCUGCUGUCGGGUGCAGAGGACUCCUUUGUUCAUGUCUGGAAGCUCAGCAGGAACCCAGACACUGAUGAUGUCGAGAUCGAGCACUGCCACGCCGAGUGUGUGACCGACACCCAGGUGUGUGGUGCCCGCUUCUGUGACCCCGAGGGGCUCUCCUUCGCCGUCACCGGCUACGACCUGAGCGAGAUCUUCCGCUACGGCCGGGCGUAGGCUGCCGGCGGGCACGGCACAGGGACACCCAGCAGGCAACGGCGGCACCUGGGGCUGUCGGCACCGUGAGCAAGGAGGGGGUCCCGCACCCACCCCCCGGCUUCUGCUCCGUGGCGCCCGGGGUGGAAAUCUGCACGACAGCAGAGCUGAGCCAGGAUCUCCCUCGCUCCCACGCCACACCUGCCCUCUGUGUGCUGUGUCCACACGGGGAGCGUGGCCUUGGAGCCGCUCCACUGCUCGGGACCCCAGGAGAGCUGGGAAGGGCCCCUCCGGCCCUCCCCGGAGGGCAGGCGGUGUUGGCAGCAGGGCUGGGAGCAGAAGCAGCUCCUCUCUUCCCAGCCUGAUUCAGACGGGAGUGGGUCCAGGUCAAACCUGUGUUACACGCUGCUCCGGCCCGCAGAGCCUCGGGAGCCGGUCCCAGCCGGGGCGGUGCCGGCGUCUCCUGGGUGCAGCACCCGUGGGAGCACCCAGCCCCAAGGCGACACUUACCUGGGAGGAGGAGGAAGAGAGGAGCCUCUUCUCCUCCUCAGGGAGCUGUGGGGACAUGUGGGUUCCCAUGCUGGGACUUUCCAAGCCCAGGGCUGCCGGCCAGAUGUGCGAGGCCACAGCUGCGCUCAGGGCUGGAAAAGGCAGAGGCAGCUGCCAGGAGCUUUCCAGGAGCACCCCCGUGGCUCCCUGCCAUGUCCUGUCCCCUCACCCCAUCCCCCUGUUCUUGCCCUGUGUUCCUCCUAAGCUGGCUUUGACCCAGACCUGGAAUUGGGGACUGGGGGGCAGUCACUGCACCCAGACACCCCCCAGGCUCUGCCCCAGCCCCUUCCCUGGGGGAUUGCCCUGCCCAGCCCUCCUGUCCCUGCUGAUGGGACACCAGAGACGAGCUUGGCCUGCAGCUCCACUCCCAGGGCCCUACAGGGAUGGGGAGGGACAAUGACACAGGGGGCCCCCUAACCCGGUGCUGUGGGUUGAACUCAGCCUACUUCAGGCCCUGGGAUGGGGGUAGAGCUCCCAGCCCCUCCUGCUAUGCUGCAGUGAGAGCUGUGGCCAGGGAUCUGACCUGCCCCGAUGCUGCCCGACCCCAAACUAUGGGGACACAGACCCCUCCCCAUGCACCCCAGAUAUCCCCCCAACCCUGUGUGCCCCAGUCAUGUCCCUGCCCCAAACACCCCCAUCUAUCAGCUA